AUGACUCUCACGAGCCGUCGAGACAGCCAUCCAGGUGGGCUAUCUGGGCUCGAGCUGGCUAAGAGUCGCGCAAAGAGGCACCUUGGUAACUCGUACGAAGUCGACGGUGAGGCAGGUGAAGAGCUUCCAGUCAAGCAGGCAAACAACACGCUCUGCCCUUUUCCUCGUCGCAAGGCUGUCGCACGUCGACCGCGCUUCUUGAAGCCUUCUAGAACACCCGGCUACGCUCAUCUGCGACCUGCAUCGCUCGAACUCAAAAAAGUCGCGUCGCGCAUCGGUCGCAUUCCCGCCGUGGCCCGUGUCGCAAAACUACGAACCUUCGACCUACACCUCACUACUCGCCGCGCACCGCCUCUUGGACACUUGGGAGCGCUGCUCUACACCCUGGACAAGAUGUUGAUGCCGUCCGCUCUCUCCUGCGACUCGUCGCACCAACCUGGCCCCCGACUUCAAUCGGCUCUCUUCUCCUCGCCUCCCGCCAGCCCACCUACCACCGCCCAUAAUCCCAUCAGCAACAUCUUCAGCACGUGUCGCGCGCUGCAGUCGAUGCUGACGGGCCCCGCGACAAGCACUCUCAACCACAACGACAAUGUCGCCCCCCAGAGGCAACUCCCUACACCGCCAAUGGCCCACGCGCAGCUGCCACCCUUGAAGCUGCGUCUGCGCUCGCGCAAGGCCGACGCCAACAGCGACGCCAUGGGUCGCAAAAAGGUCGUCAAGCGCUCAGCCGCGCCACCCCGCGGAGCAAAUAAGAGGCGCAGGGCCAUGGAUGACGAUAUGGGUCGCGAUGAUGACAUCGACAGCGACCUCGACAUUGAUGCGACCGACAAUGAAGCCACUGCAGACCAGGCACCCUCUGGGCCGCGCACACCCAAGCGAGCUCGUCUUGCGCCAGAGGUGAUACCUCUUGGCCUCGAGCGCGCCGACUUCCACAACCUACAAAACACCACAGAACGACCAGACAGCACUGCAGAGACGGAAGAGGUCGAUCUGGAGGUGGAUGGAGAGGAGUGGAGUACAGAGGAGGACAGGAUUCUGGUCGAGCUAAUUCUCGACAAGCUCAAGCUGACAAAGACGGACUGGCAGGACUGCGCACGCAGCCUGGGCAAGGACAGACAUAGCCUUGGUCGGAGAUGGAAGAGUCUCAUGGUCAAUGGGGAUGUCGGCCUCAAGUCUAGGAGUCGGAGAGGCAAGAUUCACGGAACCUGGCGGUGA
Neoarthrinium moseri is the source of this 1215-nucleotide messenger RNA. RefSeq lists its product as uncharacterized. The transcript has 2 exons. NCBI's taxonomy places the organism in Eukaryota, Fungi, Ascomycota, Sordariomycetes, Amphisphaeriales, Apiosporaceae. The record is from RefSeq and is a predicted model, not a curated record. Bases 1 to 1215 code for a protein of 404 amino acids.